AUGGUGUUGUCGUCGGUAUUGGCGGACAAUUCGAUGCAUUUCGAUGAGAACCCGUCGGGCAAUGGGAUCCUCGAGAUGCUGAGGGGUCAGCGAAGUGACGGCCGCUUCUGCGAUAUCGUGCUUCACGUGACAUCAGGACCGCAAUCGGUGGAGAAGCGGUUCCCGGCCCACAGAAGCGUAUUGGCCGCCUGUAGUCAGUACUUCGAGUCCGUCCUCAAGACACACCGCGUGACCAAAGAGCAGAUCAACAUCAGCUGCCAUGACGUGGACGUGUUGGAGACGCUUCUGGAUUAUAUGUAUUCGGGAAACAUUACCAUCGAUUGGCAUAAUGUGAACGAAUUGCUGAAACUGAGUAAUUACUUCCUGAUGACUAAAGUGAACACAUAUUGCAAUCAAUUCCUCGAACACUACCUUUCGGUCGACAACUGUAUUGCUGUCCGAGAUUUGGCCCAAAAGUACAGUUUAGAGACUUUGAUCCAAACGUGCAAUGAAUUCAUAUCCGAGAACUUGGUUGAAGUGAUUGAACAGCCGUUUAUGAGUGAAAUGACGGCUAAGAAGUUGGACACUAUUAUUAAGGACGAGACCAUUGGAUUCAAGAACCUUCCGGCGUCACAGCUCUUGACUUACUUGAUCUGUUGGGUGAGGAAAGACGUGGACAGACGCAGCACAGAGUGGAGUGACUUCUUGGCGCUCAUUGAAUGGCCUAAAAUGAAACUGGAGUUCAUCUACGAUCACAUCGACACCGAAGUCCUCUACCGUGAGAGCAAUCUCUGCCUUUACUUCGCUCUCAAGUCUUUGCAACAAAACAAUAUAAAUAUCGACAGAUAUAUAGACUCUUAUAAAGAGUUGAGUAAAUUGUUUGCCAAAAAGCGUCGAUCGCUUCCAGAGGACGACGACGAACUCGUUUUGCCAGAUGUCGAGCAACAGGACCUCCUUCUCCCCAAUAGCCCUGUUAUUGUCGAACCCAUGGAUUCUGAACUCAACACCAAAAGCAGAACAAAGACUCAGAACCAAAGACAUGAAACGACCAAACGAUCAAAGAAAGAGAUAACUGAAAACAAGAGAAAAGCAAUGAGUGGUAGAAAACGAGAGAAUAUUGAGUCGAUUGGAAAGGAAGACUCGGUGUCGAGAACUCGUAAAAGAAAUGUCGGACAGAAAUACUCGAAAAACGAAUGGUUUGUAUACUCUUCUCCAUCCAAAAAGAAGACCAAUUGUAGUGAUAAUGAGAACAAGAAAGUGACGAAUAAUAAGAAUAAACGAAAGAAAUCUGUUGACAAAGACAUUGAAGAGGAUUCUAAUGCGGAAGAAGGGGUUGAAGAGGACCAGGAAAUGAAGAGCGAAGGAAACGAUUCCUCUAAUAUGGAAGACGUGAGCGAAGACUGCGAUUUGUCUCCUCGAAGACGAACAAAGUCUGGUGCGAAGAGUCCGUCGUCCUUAUCAUUGGCUCAUUGGAAGGACGGCGUGAAGUGUCCGCACUGUAUAUACAUCGGCCACAGCGCCACUCGACUCGAGCAGCACUUGUCUCGUGUGCACGAAGAAGACACGACUUAUAUCUGCAAAAUGUGUUCAUAUGUUUGCAAAUGGAAUCGCGAGUACUAUAAGCACAUGAAAGGCCACUUCGAUGGUCCGCCCUAUAAAUGCGAGGACUGUGAAUACAGUUGCGAUAGAAUUCAGUUUAUUCUGUCGCACAAAAUGAGACACACGGAUGAGAGGCCCUACCACUGCGAGUUGUGUCCAUUCAAGUCCAGAACUAAAGGCAAUCUCAUUGUUCACAACAGAAUACAUACGGGAGAGAAGCCCUACGCGUGUCAUCACUGCGGACGAGCCUUUGCUAUGAAGAACACUUUAGACCAGCAUUUGGCGACUCAUAGGGAGGACAGACCUUAUCUGUGCGACAGCUGUGGCUUCACAACCAAAUAUCAGUCGCACCUCUUGUCCCAUAAGCGCAUCCAUACUGGGAAUGUGUUUCAUUGCGAUCAGAUGGGCUGCACGUAUUCAUCGCCGCGUAGGUCUCAGUUGGCGGCCCACACCAGAAGUCAUCUGUCUAUCCGUUCGCACAUCUGUUCGACGUGUGGCAGAGCUUUCAUUGAGAAAAGUCAUCUCAUUAGACACGAGCGCAUACAUCUCGAGGAGAAGCCUUUCAAAUGCCAACAAUGCGAUUACGGCAGCACUCGGAGAGACAAACUUAAGGAACACGUCCUGAAACACCACUCCGGCGAACAGACCGAACAUAAGCCUCUAUAUAAGCCACGAAAGCCGCGCCGACAGACGGCUCAACAGUUCAGUUAUAUAAGCGAAUCCAUUGAUGACAACUCUAUAGCCUCUCAAUCGCAAGUGACAGCCGUUGGCUCACCUCAAGAGAUACAGAUCUCUCAGUCACAACUGUCUGAACAGGAGUUAUGUACGGCUACGUCCACUCUUAUCUAUGAAUAUUCUUCGGGAGAGGUAACUGUAUCUCCGACCAGAGUUGUCAUACAAUCAUCGGUUCCGAACGUUACUUACGAUUCGGUCGACCAAUCAGUUGUGGACCGUAUUGUUGAACACCAGAGACUCAAUACAAAUAACACGACGUCUUCUGCUCGAGUAGUGAUUCAAUCGAUUCCAUCGACUGUUUACACGACGAGUAAUUCGAGUGAACGCAACACUACCACCAACUCGAGUGCCAACUCCACAGAAAUUGGUGGUCUGAGCGCCUUUAUGGCUCUGUUUUAACGUUUAAAUAUAUAUCAUAUUUUCAUUUCCAUUAGUCUUAUACUGUAUUUUCUAUGUAAAGAGUUUGAUUUCAGUAUCCAUUCAUACAAUACAAUCAAUUUUACUGAC
This is a messenger RNA of Oppiella nova, 2820 nucleotides long. Lineage: Eukaryota; Metazoa; Arthropoda; Arachnida; Sarcoptiformes; Oppiidae. The record is from the annotation of a GenBank genome assembly.